CCUCUAUUCCUCCCCCACUUGUCUUCCCCGUGGGCUCCUCUUAGGUCUCACCAUUGACCUCCCUCGGUCACCUCGACUUCAUAGACCUGCCUGUGCUCAUGGUAUAGGUGCUGCAGUCUUCCACGGGUCUGCGAUGCCUUGAAAUCAGACCAUCAUGACCCCCGAAUCAGCAGCAGCCGCCCGCGGCACCACAACACCGGCCGUCCCCUCGCGCAACGCCCUUCGGGUCCUGCGACGGCUGGCUCUCGCCGGAUCUACGGUGGGCGGGUUCUGUACCAUUGCGGCCGUGACAUACGAUGUGCACCGCCGGGUCACCAUUGCCGAACGCAUUGUCGAGAAUAAGCGCGCUCUCCAUGCCUCCGCCCCCAACUACGAUGCCACGGCCGCCGCGAGAAGGCUCGCUCGCAUGAUGGAGGCCGCCGAGGCCGGUGAGUUCAUGGGACUGGAGUCCCUGAAGGACCAGGAUCGUCGCGCUGCAUCACAGCCAACACCACCGAUAACGCCAACGCCAGAAGUGAACAAUCAUCCGUCCGACCGCACAACAACAACAACAACAACAACAACAAAUUCCUUUCAGAACAUGUAUAUCCCCUUACCGGGUGGUGGUGGUUACGGUAGUGCGUCGUCGUCCGCUGUGGUGGAGAAGUUGCUGAAAGAUACGAGACCGGGACCGUUGAACCCGCAGAUGCAGACUGCCGGGCUUGCUGAUGGCCUGGGCUCCCUUGGCAGUAGCGACAGUAGUGGCAGUAGCGCGAGCGAGUUUCAUAAGAUCGCGCCCGGCACAUUUGGGGAUAGUCUUUCGGAUGAGAAGGCGCUGAUGGAUACUCUGGAAGAUCAGCCGGUUACGUGGCAGAUCCAAUGGUUGCUGACCAAUGACCGCCCCGUGUACGCGGCGCAGUUGUUUCUCGACACGCACCCCGAGACACACCAGCACCUGGCUCCGGAACGACGGCAGCUGGCGGAACAGGUGUUUUUCGCCAAUUGCAAGGCCGGGAAUGUGCAUCUGGCACGGAAUGUCUUCGAGCGGGUGGAAGCGGUGGACCAGGUCUCGUUUGAGAUGUGGAGGACCAUGAUUCUGACGCUGGCGAAGAAAGGUGCCAUCGAGUCUGCGGCUGCGAUCUACACGCGCUACAUGCACAGAUUCAAGGCCUCGCCGGAGAUGAUCGAUAUUGUGCUCCGCUGUCUGGUCGAGUCGCACCGACUGACCACGGCGAAAUGGUUCCUUCUCCGGAAUCUACAGUAUGAUCGCGGCUGUGGCCUGUGCGGAGCGUACCUGACGGGACUCUGGAGGAAGACGAGAAGCAUAGAGCUGCUCAACGGCCAACUUAGCAAGCUGCUGCGGGUCCUCAUGCGUCUCGGCAAGCAGCCUACCGAUAAACUGUUCAACCCGGUCAUCAAGGCAUACGUUGAGUUUGGCCGCCUCGCCGACGCCGAAGCCCUGGCGAACGAAAUGACGCGGAACCAUGGAAUCCCGCCUCGCUGCCGGACCAAAGGGCUCCUGUUGCUGGGCAAGGCACUGGAGUGCGAUUGGGAGGGCGUUCGUGCCGGCUUCGAAGAAAUGCACAAACUCCGCUUGGUCUACAGAUCGGCCGACUUCAUCCCGGUCUUUGACCGCAUCUUCCUCGAAUACUGGCCGACGCACACUGCGGAGGAGAUCCGGACAUGGCUGUAUGGCUACCUAACCGAAUUCGAGAUCGUCCCCGAUCGGGUCCUGUACAAGCACAUUCUGGAGGCCUUGGUGCACAAGGGCGAUCGGGAGAUGGUCUAUGAGUUUCUGCGCUUCGCCAAGGAACGCCAAUGGCCCAAACUCAUGGAUGAAUUUGCAUUCCUGGAAAUGCUGCGAUCCCGGCGCCACGCGCUCGAGCAUUCACCGAUUGGUUUCUGGCAGAUGCUGCAAGCCGCGCGCAUGAAGUACGGCCAGGCCGCCGCUUCACAGCGGAUUCUGGGGUAUGAUCAACACUCCUUCCCAAGUCCGGAGGUCAACAAGAUGCCGUUCACCGAGGACUCAUUGCCAUUCUUCCAACGGAUGCAGCAAGAAACACAGACGUCGAGGCCGGUGGAUCAAUAUCAGAAAGUCCACCGGCUGAUGGCGCAUUACAUGCAUAACGGCAAGUUCGUCGAGGCGUUGAAGCGGUACGAGGCUGCGAAAGCUGCCAGGUUUCACUUCAAGCAGGUGCACGUGGAGCUGGCCGUCAUCGCUACUAUCAUCGAGAAGGGUAUCGAGGCAGCCCGUGAGCUGAUUGAUUCCGACUGGAGGAGCAUUCGCAACGUGACCCGGUUCCUCCCCCAAUACUUCCGCCAGGUGAUUGAGAUGGACACGCAGGCUACGAACGAACACAUCAAACUCGCAGUCUUCCGCUUCUAUGACAUCUGCUCGUCCGGGAAGGACAUGGUCGUCAAGCACCACAUGCUGGUCGCGCUCUGCCGGCGUCUAAUCCAUGAGGACAAGCCCGAUCUGGCCAUUGAGCUUCUGUCCGCGAUCUAUAUGUCCCGCCACCGGAGAACCCUGGCCUACGAUGGGCCCUGCCUGAAGAUGUUUCUGCGGGCGUUUACCUUGGCCGACAACCCUCUGGGUGUCCGGUGGUGCCUCAUGACGGCGCUGACCUGGCCGAACAUCGGCACCGAUUUCACCAUCGAAGUGCGGCGGAUCAUCGGGCGGUUACGCCACCGCACGGAAAGCAACCUGACCAACAUGCACUACAUGAUCGAACGGGAGGAAUAUCUCACCCACGUGGCCGACAUGGUUGUCCGGAAGGUCGAAGGCAAGGAUGACUCAAUGUCGGAUCUGAUACACAACCCCCGACUCAAGAAUCUCAGGCGCAACAUCAUCAAGCGUCCCCCAACGGCGAUCAAAGCCUACCGACUGGAUGAAGUGGACAGGGCGGUCACCGAGUGGGACGAGGAAUAUGAAUUGCACGCCGCGCUGGGAGAGAUUCAAAAUGUUCGCGUGCGGGCUAUUGCCAACCUAACCGAGGAGCAAUACCUGGAUCUCGAGUGGACAGAGGGCGACCUAGAGAGAGGAGAAGAGCACGAGCAAGGGCAGGAGCGAGAAAAAGAACAAGAACAAUGAUUUGACAGAUGGUAAAUGCCAUGCCAUUGAAGGGGUUGAUUACGAGUGCCCUUUCCUAGGCUAUGUCCUACUGCAGCCGGGGGGAGAUUCACAGUCUUCGUCAUAUUGUGUUUAUGUAUAUAGGUGGAUAGAUUUACGGGGGACCAAUCAGUUGGGAUUAUUGUAUUGUACGAUAGCGGUGUCAGAGUCAGGGUCAAUGACCGAUUUCUGAGUUAUGAGGGGAAGAUACCAAUUUGAAUUCAUCAUGGGUUUCUACAGUAGGAGUAUGAGUAGGGGUAUGAGGCGAUGUUUACUGUGAUGAAUCCGAGAAAGUAAGAG
Molecule: messenger RNA, 3388 nt
Organism: Aspergillus aculeatus ATCC 16872
Lineage: Eukaryota; Fungi; Ascomycota; Eurotiomycetes; Eurotiales; Aspergillaceae
Product: pentatricopeptide repeat protein
Exons: 1
Coding region: 155-3070 (971 amino acids)
Molecular function (GO): protein binding
Source: RefSeq, a predicted model, not a curated record